AUGGCGUCCAAAACUGCCGCAGCUGCUCCUUUGCCGCACACACCACAACGUCGUCGUCGUCAUCAACCAAAUCGCACGCGACUUUGUGGUCGGAAAGCGGAUGCCCCUCAAGUUCGAUUGUCAAAGACGUUGGCGUACGCUCUACGCCACGGAGCGGAAGCGCUGAAGCUGGACAUGAGACCGUCGGGAUUCGUGUCACUAUCUCAAUUGCUCGCCCUCCCACUGUUCCAGUCCUUUAGUGAGCAACAAGUAGAGCAAGUGGUGCAGACGGACGCGAAAAAACGGUUUUCCAUGACAACGACUGAGUUCGAGCUCGACAAAGUCUUUGUACGUGCGAAUCAGGGGCACACGCUGCCAUUCGUGCAAGACGAGGAGCUGCUGAGACCGUUGGAAGAUCCACGGGACGUCGAAAUGUGCGUCCACGGGACGUAUCUCAAGUUCUGGGACAGUAUCUGGAACUCGGGACUGUGUAAGAUGCAGAGGAACCAUAUUCACUUUGCUGAGACCGACGUCUUGGAUGACGACGCGAUAGUGAGCGGCAUUCGUGCGAACUGCAACUUGUUCGUGUACAUUGACGUUGCUAUGGCCAUGAAAGAAGGGAUCAAGUUCUACAAGUCCAGCAACAAUGUCGUGUUGAGUCCCGGUGGGAAGGACACAGGCGUGAUCGAUCGACGAUACUUUCUGCGAGCGGUCAAGAGAGAUGGCACUGUGGUGUAUGCGAGAGACGAGAGCGUGGAGAGAAGCGAGUGA
Messenger RNA from Peronospora matthiolae, 750 nucleotides. The record is from the annotation of a GenBank genome assembly. NCBI's taxonomy places the organism in Eukaryota, Oomycota, Peronosporomycetes, Peronosporales, Peronosporaceae.